Frankliniella occidentalis (western flower thrips) is the source of this 4874-nucleotide messenger RNA. It is a transcript of the gene frj, whose product is annotated as lysophospholipid acyltransferase 7. The coding region runs from base 232 to 1713 and encodes 493 amino acids. The transcript has 8 exons. Gene Ontology annotation, biological process: lipid modification; phosphatidylinositol biosynthetic process. Gene Ontology annotation, cellular component: mitochondria-associated endoplasmic reticulum membrane contact site; membrane. NCBI's taxonomy places the organism in Eukaryota, Metazoa, Arthropoda, Insecta, Thysanoptera, Thripidae. Gene Ontology annotation, molecular function: lysophospholipid acyltransferase activity. The record is from RefSeq and is a predicted model, not a curated record.
GAACUAGAAUCGUCGAUAGCCCGUAGCAGAAGGCAAGGCAGCAGAAGCAGACUUCGCUGCUACAAUGCAUGUUGCGAAAAAACGACCUUUGUGUGUGCCUUAAGUCCAUUGGCAGCUAUUUACAUACAAUAUACAUGUAGACUUUCACUCACCUGAAUCCAUGUUGAUUCAGAAAGUCCUCAACAGAUCCUCGGCGACGUUUCACGCAGUAGGUUAAUUUGAUCAGCUAAGAUGGUUGCAGGACUUGGAAUUGCUUUAGAUGAUCUCCUGUACGGUGGACUCCUGGCUGUGGGUAUUCUUUUUGGCUGGUGUUUUCGCCGUAUCAAAAAUCCCGUCAAGAAGAAAUGGGUGUCAACAACCGUUGGAGUAUUGCUAGUGUUGGCUGUGUCAGGAUCACAUAUACUAAGACCUCUCAUUGUGACGACUGUCAAUGCUUUCUUCAUAACUAUUUUAGGGAAAAAGUUCAGUCACAUUUUAAGCUUUAUUUUUACAUUUGGCUUUUUGACUUUCUUCCGUGUAUCGGACUACUUUGGUGCGCCGUAUGCUCCUGGACCAGUGAACCUCAUUAAUAUGGUCUUAACCAUGAGAAUGGUAGGACUAGCAUUUGAGUCACGAGACAGUUGGCUAGCCCAUAAAACUGAAAGCAAAAUGGCUACAUCAGGUGCAAAACUGUCUGAAAUGGAGGAAAAGGAGCCAUUAGAUGUUCAUCCAGGUUUCAUGGAUGUCUACCAUUAUGCUUUUUGCUAUGUGGGAGUGCUUACAGGUCCCUAUUUCCGGUACACUACGUAUAGGGAUAUGAUAAACACACCCUUUGCCAGGUUUGCACCUUGUUGGGAUGCAACAAAAUCAAGACUUCUUCUCCUUCCUUUCACUGUUAUUGCCUUUGUAAUUGUCAAUAGUCUUUAUCCAAACAAGAUGGCCCUCACCGAUGAGUUUUACUCAAACCAUUCUGUAUUGUAUCGCAUUAUCUUUUUAAGUAUUGCAUUCUUUAAUUUCCGUAUGCGAAUCUACACUGGUGUUAUGCUCUCUGAAUGUGUAUGCACAAUGGCAGGAUUGGGAGCGUACCCAGACUGGUGCAAACCUCGCUAUGGAAUGGGUCCUACUUGUCGUUGGCAAGAAGUUGCAAGAUUAGGGAGGAGUCCUGUUCAAGCAAUAAGAGAGAAGUACAAUUUUGAAACUGUGCACAGUGUUAUCAUUUCAAAGUGUGAAUUUGAGCCUACUGUUCGUCAGGCUAUGAAGAGUUGGAAUAUGACUAUCCAAUAUUGGUUGGCAGCAUAUGUGUAUAAAAGACUCCCUAUAAAGUCCCUGAGGACCGUUGCAACUAUGUUCAUGUCAGCAUUUUGGCAUGGAGCUCAUGCUGGAUAUUAUUUAUGCAUCAUGUCUGUUCCUCCUCAUCUUGUGGUUGAAGAUUUGUAUGUAAAACUCUACAUGAAUAAUGCAGGACCAAAGUUACGACGGUUUAUGAAUUUCAUGAUGUGGUUCAUGCGUUUACAAGGAUUUGGAUAUAUGAGUAUCACAUUCCAGUUACUCACAAUUGACGCAGCUUUACGCUACUGGGGCUCCAUUUAUUACUGUUACCAUUGGGUCCUGGCAGCUCUUUACAUUACUGGGCUGGUUAUUCAGUUUCGUCGACCAAAGAACGUUACUCCAACAGUAACAGUUCAACAUGAUUUCCAUGCUAUUGAUCCACCCAAAGUAAAUAAAACUGAAUGAAGAAGGGGGAAUCAACUUGAUCCAUUGUGGCACAACUCUUCUGCGCCAUCGACUCCAGUUCUGGAUCCUGCACGACGAGGCGCAAUAAGAAGCAGUCUGCAUUCAAGUCUUCAUCAUCGAAUUAACAGUGAAUAUCACAUCAGAGACAGCUGGCUAUAACUGGUGUUUGGAAGCUCAUAAAUGGACAAGAAAUAAUGCAGUUCCAAUACUGACUAAGGAGUACAUGUACAUUCAAUAAGCGACCUUGAACUUCAGCACUUCUACGUCUUUUUAAGAAAUAGAGAUCAUAUUGAAUCAGGUGUAAAAGAAUUAUUUCCUUUAAAAUUGGAACUUUCUUCUGUCUGACUAAGUAUUCAGUGAAAUUUUAAGUCUCCUUCAUGUGAUAUUGUGGACUUUUCAGUUAUCUGCAUUAUUUCUUGUUUAAAGGACAAUUCAGAAUGUCCAUUGGGUAUUUAUUUGGUUGUCUUCCAGCAUGGGUUCCUUGACCAUAAAUUAUUUAAGCCAAUUGCCGACUGAAACAAGAUAACUGUACUUACAGUUAAUUGCUCUUUAAAAGCCAUCAUAACUAUGUGAAAUGGAUGACAAGUGAAAGGAAAGUGAAAGCUGUUUGAUUUGCAUGGCAAUUUGUGUUAGCUCCUCCCUCAGGACCUCCAUGGUUUAUCUCAAGAUAAAAGAUUGCUACAUGAAUUUUUGCUUUUGAAAGGAGAAAUUGUCUAAGUUAAUGUUUGCAUUUGCACUGAGGUCCUUGUGUGCAAUAACUAAUAUUUACAUGAGGAUGGAGGGAGGUGUUGCCCAAAAUUGCCAAUAUUGAUGAUGGAUGCUCUAGAAUCUUUGUGCCACAAAGGGUUAAGUUGUUUCCCCAUAAAUCAUUGUUUGAAUCUCAGAUAAACCAAAUCUGAAAUGAAUUUUGGUCUGUCCAAGAAGGUUAUUUAAAUUGUUAUUCCUUAAGAAGCAAUACUUUUGCCACUCAAUUUGUUUAUGUAUAUCUGUAAUGAUUCAAAAACAAAAUGGAUGACAUCAGCAUUUGCUUUCUGUGGUAUGAUCAAUAUUUUGAAGGUUUGGUUUAUCCAUUUCAUAGAAUCAAAAUUAAUUUAAUUUGAGAUUUGUUUAUGAUGCUGUAUCAACAGGGUGUUCAGCAAUUAGUUCAUUGCCAUGGGUUAGGGCGAUAUUUUCAGUAGGAAAACUACUACCUAGCUGUUGCAGAUGGUAUAAACAAGUUCAAGUUCAUGUACUUGUUGUACUGGCUUAAAAUGUAGAUUUUUCCCUUCUCAAUUCAAAUUGCAUUGUGGUGUGCAAACCCGUCACAACCAUUUAGCUUUGUUCUUAUUCUUUUACCCCUAAUUUUGCACUUUGUGUAAAUUUUACUGUUAGCAUUUUUACAACUUUUAUUACGAUGCAUAAUGCCCUAGGUGUACUUCGGUCUGAAACAAGCCUAAAAUUUUUGUAACUUUACACCCUUUUCAGUCUUGACUAUAGGAAAAUAUUUUAAAAUUUUGUGAAAUUAUGCUCACUAAACAAUAAAGUAGCUGGACACCCUUUUUAAGAUCUUUUGUAGAAUAUUUCGUAAAAAUUCAACACUUGCUUGCAGCAUUUGGCACAGUUCUUUAAGAGGUGCUUGGUAGUGGUGACAGGUUAAUGCAUAGUGUGAUGAGGUGGUUGAUUGAAGUGAGCCUUCGCCAGUCAGGAAAUUUUUGAGACUAUAGACUAUUCACUUUGGUAACUCUGAUGUGUAUUACGUUUUUCUUGUUUCAUAAAUUCAUAGCAAGACUUUGUAAAAUAAUCUCUUCUCCACUUUAAGGAUUUGAUAUCUCUUGUCCUUUGGUACCAUUUUUACAAUUUAAACAUUAUUUUUUUUUAGUUUUAAUAUUUGCCAGUAACAUUGUGGAGGAGCUCAAAUUUGCCAUUAAUGGUGACAUUUAAUGAGUGUGAUCGUGGGGUCUACAAUCUAUCUCAAAACAGGUGCAAAUAUUUUUGAAGUGUCUCCAUCCUAGAAUACACAUGUUCUCUACAUUUUGGGACAAUGUUGUCGUGACGGUUUGUAAAUAUAUCCUAAACUAACUUCCACUGAUGGAAACUGUUAACAUUUUUAUUUUGUUUGUACUUUUUUAAAAUAUGUUAUGGCUGUGGACUGUAAUGAAGGUUAUUAAGUCUCCUUCUCAUUUUUUAUUAAAAUAUCUAGGGAAUAAUGAAUAAUAAUUGCUCAACAUGUAGCUUUGCAAUUGGCUUUACUGCUGGCCGUAGCUAAAUGUGAAAAAGAAAUCAAGUUACCCAAAAUUUUUGAAACAUUUUGGUCAUAUUUAAGUAUCUGGCUGGCCAUUCUACUCUAAGGCAUAGUUCAUUUGGUAUGUGAUGGAGUGUCAUUGAGGCACAACAGUACUUUGCACUCUAUAUGAUUGCAAGUGUAGUCAGAAAUAACAUUCCCUGCAUAUACAUACAUAUUGUGAUCAAGCUUAACUUUUGCCUGGAACUUUUCCAGUGUUUAAAUGUUUACUAAUUUGGGUUUUAGUCAUUGUAAGUGGUUGCACAAAAGUGUGUGGGAACUGUCAACUGUGACAGUGAAGGUGAAGGCAUCUAUAGAUAUGUAGUUUCAGCCUUUUAACUUUUAGAAGCACUUCAUAUUUUGGAUAACAAAGUCUUGCCUGUUUUCAUCGAUUUGGCUGCAUUCUUUUGAACAAAGCAAGUGGUGAGAAUACAUAGAAAUAACUGUUGGGAGCAAUAAUGUCUUCAACCAAAGGGGGUUGAGAUGAGUGAUAAUUUUGUGUUGAGAUGGACAAUGAAAUACUUUAUGUUCCAGCAUUUCUGCUAUCAGUGUCAGUGGAUAUAUUUCAAUGAGAAUGAAGAAAACUCAUAGACCUGAUAAUUAUGUGAUAGGUGUCAUGUAAGGAUGUAGGGAAACUAUCUGAUACGUUAUCCAAUUUUGCAGAUUCCUCAAAAAACUUUUUCAUGAAAAUCUGCACGUAUUCCUUAUAAGACGAUUCUCAUUAUGCAAGUACUUUUAACCAAAAAAAAUCCUUUUCUGGUGUGUUUUUUUUUAGUCAGUAUUAGCAAUAUAUGCAUUUUGAUGUGCCUACUUCCAAAAUUUGGCAAGGGUCCUGUAUAUUAAUAAUGCUUUAUAAUUUUGAGUGUGUCUUGUACUGUAAUAAAUGUCAUUAAGCAACAGA